AUGCCCUCGAUACUGUCUGACGAAGACAAGCAGACGGUGAAGCGCACCGUGCCCAAGCAGAACAACAAGAUCUUCGCCGUCGCCGUCGCGAAGCUGUACGUCGCCUACCCGGACAAGCACACAUGGACCUACACGGGGCUGCAGGGCGCCGCCGUGCUGGCGAACGACCUGGUGGGCAACACCCUCUGGAUCAAGCUGGUGGACAUUUCGCCGACGAGCCGCGGCGUCAUCUGGGACCAGGAGAUCUACGACACCUUUACCUACAACCAAGACCGCGUUUUCUUCCACACAUUUGAGCUCGAAGACUGCCUUGCCGGUCUCUCGUUUGCC
Paraphaeosphaeria sporulosa is the source of this 330-nucleotide messenger RNA. Its product is annotated as actin associated protein Wsp1. The transcript is spliced from 2 exons. The record is from RefSeq and is a predicted model, not a curated record. The annotation marks the transcript as partial. NCBI's taxonomy places the organism in Eukaryota, Fungi, Ascomycota, Dothideomycetes, Pleosporales, Didymosphaeriaceae.